AUGUCCACCUCGAGUAAUCCAGUGCCUCGGCUUCUCAGUGCCUCAACUAAGCAUUAUGGAAGAUACGGCGACUUCAGUGACUUUGCGACCCAGUCGUCGGGCCAUGCCAGCGUGGGAUCCAAGAACCUUGGGAAAAUAACCAUCGACUGCGAGUUUCUCUUUGAAAAGUCACGGUGGGGUGUUCUGGGAAACAAGCAGUUUCCCGCCGGUAUCAUCUACUUGAAUUUAAACUUUGGGCCUCCCCAGGGGUGCCGAGUGAAAAGCGCCACGAUAAGCAUUACCUUGGAUGAGAACGACCCUGCGUUGGAGAGGCACAAGACGACUAGGAAAUUGCAUCCUUCUGGAUGUCCUGUGCAAGUCACGGCUUGGUAUGGCCCAAAGGAGCUGAAAGGUCAGAUCAAGACAGCCCAUGUGGAGGCCACCAAGAAGUUCGUACCAGAAGUGAACGCACUUGGAAACAGCGCUGGCGGACUCGGCUAUGAGUCCAAAAAGCUGUCCAAGCGCGAAGCCUGCUGGUCGUUCAACAGCCAGAUCCUCCCUGGCAAGGACACCUGGGCCUACAAAACGCUACGGUGGGAUUUGAACGAGAACAAACUUGAGCGGCAGGCCUUCCAUAGUAGCACAUUCCGAACCGCAUUCGCCUUCGAACAUUCCGGACAGCCUUUCCUGAUGAGGGUCCAGAUAGAUGGGAAGUUGGAAAGUUGGAACGACCGCGUAAAGUCCAAGUUAAAAUUCGGCAGCAGCAGGGACAGAGAGCACAGCGUUGUAACACUCCUUGAUUUCAAAGACUACAAACUCUACACCAAGAACCUCUACAAGGCAGCAACGGUGGACCAGAUUCUACCCAGCGCCAACAUCUGA
Diaporthe citri is the source of this 861-nucleotide messenger RNA. RefSeq lists its product as uncharacterized. The transcript is spliced from 2 exons. Lineage: Eukaryota; Fungi; Ascomycota; Sordariomycetes; Diaporthales; Diaporthaceae. The record is from RefSeq and is a predicted model, not a curated record. The coding region runs from base 1 to 861 and encodes 286 amino acids.